AUGAAACUCACGAAGCUGCCGCCAUUGCUGAUUUGUCUGCCCCUGGCCUGGGCCCAGUUGUCGUUCGUGAACCAGCUGCAGUGCGGCAACCCUCUGAGCGGCGUGUGUCGCCUGCAGUGCCUGAGCACCGAGGUCUCCGUGUACCCCGCCACCUGCUCCCUCUACUCCUUCUUCUACGGCACCAUCUACCAGCGAUGUGUCACCUCUCACCCCUGUUGCUACUGGUCGGGUACGUGUCAGGGUAGCUGUACAAGCGGCCAGGUACAGCUCAGCUCCGCCGCCACCUGCAGCAACAGCGGUGACGUCUGCUGUAUCGCCAGCACCGCCGUCACUUCCGACACACCUGUACUCACUGGCACCUCCAUCACAGCCUCCACCACAGCCUCCACCACCACCUCUACAGCCGCCAGCGUGGCCAGCAGGCAGGGAGGACGGCUGUACUGCCCCGCGUGCUGGGCGGACGGGAGGCGGCACCGACUGACUGGCCCUGGAUGGUGCGCAUCACCUACACCACCACCGCCACCACCACCACUGGCUUCUGCGCCGGCGUCUUGGUGGACUCCUGACACUGUCGUCACAGCAGCGCACUGUGUACAAGGACUGCCGACAUCAGCGAUUCAAGUCCGGGUAGGAGAGUACGACCUGUCCACCCUGGACAUCGGGGAGGAGGUGGUGAACAUCGUGUCCUACUCUGUGGCCCCAGGCUAUGUCCGUGGGGUCAGAGGUGCUGACCUGGCGGUGCUGAAACUCGCGCAAGCUGUGACGUUUACCGACCGGAAGUUGCCGGCCUGUUUGCCGGACCCCACCAUCCCCCUGCGCUCCCCUUCCCAGUGUUACCUGGCCGGCUGGGGCUACUCCGAGGUGGGCCUGGGUCAGAGGUUGCGGUCUGUGAACACCGUGCUGCUUGACCAACCCACGUGCGAGGCCCAGAUCCGAGCUCUGGCGCCCAGAGAGGCCGUGCUUCCUGCGGACCUGGUGUGCACUCUCAACCCUCCAGCAGCCCCGGCCGACGGUUGUGUGUUUGACGAUGGCGGGAUGCUGGUCUGUCUGGACAUCAGAAGCCGGUGGGCGCUGGCUGGCAUCAUGUCUGAGUAUUCAUGCGGAAACGGAGUGCCGGUACUUUUCACCAACGUCAGCAACUACACCGACUUCAUACUCAGCCGCCUGUAGGUGGAGGGUGUGACACCAUGACACCAUGACACCAUGACAACAUGACAGCAUGACCGCCAUUUUGUCUCCCCACCAACGUCAGCAACAUGCAAUGAUGAGGCCUGUCGUCUGCAAAGUGAACCCCACACAAUGGUGAAUGUGUAGACUGCUAUGUACCUACCUCUCACAGAGUUUACACACCAUUACACAAUGCUGAAUGUGUAGUCAGCUAUGUAUCUACCUCUCACAGUGUUUACACAACAUUCAUGUCAAAACAUUGGUAACAACACUUGUGUGACAUGUUCCACGACUGACAGUGGACUUCAAGCCCCGGUGUUGUCACACCUCGUGUCAGUGGACUGUGUACAUCAAACACUUACCUGUGUACAUAAAAAAAACUUACCUGUGUAC
Messenger RNA from Pomacea canaliculata, 1560 nucleotides. Its product is annotated as ovochymase-2-like. The record is from RefSeq and is a predicted model, not a curated record. Gene Ontology annotation, molecular function: serine-type endopeptidase activity. The coding region runs from base 1 to 1170 and encodes 389 amino acids. The transcript has 8 exons. Lineage: Eukaryota; Metazoa; Mollusca; Gastropoda; Architaenioglossa; Ampullariidae. Gene Ontology annotation, biological process: proteolysis.